This is a messenger RNA of Leguminivora glycinivorella, 3443 nucleotides long. RefSeq lists its product as uncharacterized. Lineage: Eukaryota; Metazoa; Arthropoda; Insecta; Lepidoptera; Tortricidae. The transcript is spliced from 6 exons. The record is from RefSeq and is a predicted model, not a curated record. The coding region runs from base 1 to 2628 and encodes 875 amino acids.
AUGCCUCGAAAGGAAUCCAAGCUUAAAGAUCAUCGAGUGUAUACUACAAGGUAUAAAAAAACUUAUAAUGAAAGAGUUAAUGGAAGUUUGACCUUACUAAAAGCAAAAAUUAAAAAUAACCAAUUGAAGAAUAUCUCCAGGAAACCACUACAAACAGAGGAGUUAGAUGCCCAGGAAACCUGUAGCUCUGAAAAACAUACGACUAGUCCCAUUUUAGACAAACCAGAUGUUACUACUUGCGAAACCUCGUCAGAAACCAAUAUUGCCACAAUUUUGCUUCCUUUAGAUGACAAUGAGAAUGCUGAGGUGGCUACAAAAGAACCCGAUAUUAUCGCGGCUGAGAGCGACGAAGACGAAUAUGAUUUUGGUUCUGAUGCCACUUAUGUCCCGGAAACUGAAGAAUCUGAAUGUUCUGAAUCUGAUUCAGAAAUACACAUUGUAUCUACUGGUCACGAGCAUGAGACAGAGGAUACUUUUGGACUCUAUCACGAAUUAGAACAUGUUGAACCAACUGACCGUGACACGACUGCGACUGCAACCCCGGUAUUGGUAAACAGAAAUUCAGAGUGUAAUAAAAGAAGGCGAGAAAGGGAUUUUUGCUUUUAUUGUGAAAGUUUAGUUUUAAAUUUUGCAAGGCAUGUUGUUAGAAACCAUCCUGCGGAGACCGAAGUUCAGAGAGCUUUGUCGGCUCCUAAAAAUAGUAAGCUUCGUAAAACUGUAUUCGCAAAUUUGCGUAAAAAGGGUAAUUAUAUUACUAACAGUCAAAAUGAAUCAUUCAAACCUAUGAAAAAACAAAAAUAUUCCAAACACGAGGACUAUUUACCAUGUACUACGUGCUUAGGGUUUUAUGCUCGAAAACAACUUUGGAAACACAAAAAAAAAUGUCAGAAUUUACCUUCCAGCUCAAAAAUUCAAGCCGACGCACAAAAUUUUCUACUACGAAAUAUAAAAGUUAAUCAGAAGUUGGUGACCGAUGUUUUUCCACGAAUGCGGGCAGACAAAAUAUCUUUGGAGGCAAAAAAAGAUCCAUUAAUUUGUUCUUUUGGCUUACAAUAUCUCAGAACACACCGCGAAGCACAUUUCAUAAAUGUAACUUCCAGGAAAAUGCGAGAGCUGGGAAAAUUAAUCUUAGAAAUAAAAAAAAUAAAGCCUACUAUAAAAAAUCUUUUAGAUGCGUUAAAGCCUGAAAACUAUGACACACUAGUCCUAGCUACGAAGAAUGCAGCCAGUUUCGAUAGUUCCAAAGAAAGAUAUAAUUCUCCGACGUAUGCAAUGAAUAUUGCCACUUCAAUCAAACAAUGUUGCAGUAUAGCGUUAUAUGAAUCAUAUAAGUCAGAAGUUUGUGCCGAGAGUGCAAGUAUUCAGGUAAAUCUCAAAACUUUAACAAGUUUGAUUCAAGACCACUGGAAAUUUGACGUCUCUAGUCAGGCAGCUGACGAUUUAAAUAUGAAUAAAUAUAAUAAAACAACUAUAGUUCCCUUGGCGAGUGAUUUGAAAUGUCUUAAAGAACAUUUAUGUAAAGCAGCUGCCCGAUCAUCAGCUAUGCUCACUGGGUCGCAGUCAACAUUAAAUUGUCUUGCUUACGAUGAAUUGAUUGAAACAGUAUUCUGUCGCGUUAUUUUACUCAAUCGUCGACGGCCAGGAGAACUAGAAAGAUUGCAGUUGAGUUAUUACCAAAGUUAUGAUUUGAAAGAUGAUGAACAAGGUAAAUAUCAAGAAUUUGAAAACGUUCUGUCUACAACUGAAAAAAUACUGGUUAACAAUCUCAAACGAAUCGUAAUUCGCGGUAAAAGGGGACGGGGAGUUCCUGUUUUAUUUAGCAGUGAUGUGCAAAAAGACAUUGAUAUUUUGAUGUCUCAGCGUCAUAAAUAUAUAGAUAAAAACAACGACUACAUGUUUGCUAAAAGUGGAGGAUCCCUUUUGUGUGGUUAUAAAACAAUAACAAAAUACUCAAAGUUGUGCGGAGCGAAAAAUCCUAAAGCACUGACUUCCACUCGCCUUAGGAAACAUUUGGCUACAUUGAGCCAAUUGUUUAAUAUGUCAGAGAAUGAAAUGGAACAGUUAGCUUCAUUUAUGGGGCAUACUUUGUCGGUCCACAAACAAAAUUAUAGGUUGCCAGACGAUGUGUAUCAAACGGCUAAAAUAUCUAAACUUUUGUUUCUCAUGGAGAGUGGAAAAGCUGACAUCUACAAAGGGCAAUCGUUGGAUGAUAUAGAUCUCAAUUUGGAAGAAGAAAUAUUAGGAGAUAACAUACAAAAUGAAGACAUCUUAGAUUUUGCUAUGGAGGAACUUGAUUCUGCUGAAAAACCUUUGACAGAUUCAACUACGACAGUAACACAACCCACUCCAUCUUGCUCAACUACUAUAUGUCAGCCAAAGAAAAAGCGAAUACUGGUUCCGUGGACUUCGGAACAAAAAAAUGUUGUACUAAAAUAUUUUGCAACACAUAUAAAAAGAAAAACACCACCAAAACGUCAUGAAUGCAACAGCUUAAAGAACCAACAUCCUGAUUUAUUGAGUAAUAAAGAUUGGCUGAAAAUUAAGUUUCAGAAACAGAAAUUGAUUCACGAAAUACCACUCCUACGCCUUCUCAUAUUUCUCUACCACCACCACCACCCGAGCUACUGAUGUCAACAGAUUCGGUUGAAAGAGCGGAAAUGCAGACAACAUCCUCUCAGUAUGUGUGGCGAGGAUCCGUCGGUUCCGAAAAUGUAAGAUGCGUAAGCAUCACUAUAGCAAAAAGCCAAUUGUUUAAAAUUAAAGUAGCGAUAGCUGUAGGUAUUUGCUAUGCAGCUGUAUCCAUGUUGUUAAAUGUGUGGAUUUUAAUGUUAAUGAUACGUUAAUUUAUUAUUAGCGAUCCAUAAGAUAUUUGAUCCUAAGGGAAUCGAACCCACGCCAUACGGCCUAAAACAAAGCACAAAGCACGCACGAAUGGUGGGUUUUGUGGGGCUCGAUCCCACAGGGUCGAUUCUUUUUUACUGUUUUCGUUAUUUGUUUGGGUUUAACCUUUUGAACGCCAGCAUACGAAAUGCACACAAAGCAGAGUACAAAUUGUAAUUUCUACAAAGUGUAACAAAAAAAGUGGGGAUCCGUUUAAGGGCAUAUUUGGUAUCGUAUUUACGAUAAUUUUUGUACGGGCCUCGUGUCGUUCCAGCAGGUACCGUCAAUACAAAACCUAAUUUUUUUUGGCGCCAUAAAAAUUUUUCUUCCAGUUUUUCCUACCGAAAAUACGGAUACCUUAUAUGCCCUUAAACAGAUCCCCACUAUUUCUGUUACACCCUGUAUGAAUAAUUGAGGGGACCCCAUGUUAGUAAUACUGUUAUUGUUUUAGUUUUCAAGCAACAUGCCUUGCUAUUUACUUGCUAGUACUUCUUUUCUUACCAAUAUGAACUGCACUUGAACAAUCGUUAAGUACCUACAUAAGCGUUCGUGACUUAAUAUUU